UCUUUCACCAACAUGGCUUUCACUGGGAAAUAUGAGCUGGAGACUCAAGAAAACUAUGAGGAGUUUCUGGAAGCAAUUGGGCUUCUCAACGCCAAGACAGACCACAAAGUGGUAACAGAGGUGCUUCAGGAUGGGAACGACUUCACCUGGACACAAACCAUCCCCAACUGGACCUGGUCCAAUAAGUUCACCGUAGGACAGGAAUGUGAGCUGAACACAAUGAUGGGCUCCAAAUUCAAGGCUCCUGUCACUUUGGAAGGCGGCAAGAUUUCAAUACAGUUUCCUCAGUACCUCUUCACAGCAGAGAUCAUUGAUGAUAAGCUUGUAAUGAAUUGCGUAAUUCCCGGAGAGAAGGGUGUGACAUUCAAAAGAGUUAACAAGAGGAUCUAACGCUGCGAGACCCAACACGCUUCAGCGGAAAAGAGGAAGAUUAAAACAACAUAAAAAUGCUUGAUAAUGAUUUUUGAGGCAAGAGGAAGUGACGAGGAGCGAGUGCAACAUGUCUUGGCUUCACAGGACAUUUAACUUGAUAGAAAUGAUGAAACACUAUGUACUGUAUUAACACUGAUGACACAGUUUGCCUGUGCCUGCGUUAAUGUUUGAUCGUUAAUGUGAUUUAAUGUGUGUCACUUGUUUCAACCCAUCGAUGCUGUAUUAAUGUUCCUCCAUGUGUAAAAAGAACAAAUAUAUGCAUUAAAUUUAUUGUUAGCAUGUUUACUUACUUACUUGCUCCUAAAGAUAAAAGAAACUCAAGUGUCGUCUCCUUCUCAAAUGCGGUCUUCAGUUUCUGUUAAUAGUCUUUACUGCUGAUACUUUCUGUGCAACAAAAAAACCACCAUUUCACAAGAAGAUGAGACAGAUAAAUGUUUAAGGAUAGAUGUUAUAGUUCUUUAAAUGUUAAAGUUUGAAUCCAUAAACAUGAGCUGAUAUUAAGGCACAGACGCACGCAGCUCAUUUCUACUGAACAAAUGUAAAGCUCCUUUCUUCCUCCAGUCAUUCGGAUCUCCAAUAAGCAGAAAAUAUUUCUUUUUAAACAUGAGAGAGGAGAAGAAUAUAACCAUAACUUGAUUUUUCUUUUGUUUUCGCUCAUGUGGUUUGGAUUGCAGUAGGCCUGCCUUUUUGAAUAAACAGUACAAUCGU
Molecule: messenger RNA, 1140 nt
Organism: Thunnus maccoyii (southern bluefin tuna)
Lineage: Eukaryota; Metazoa; Chordata; Actinopteri; Scombriformes; Scombridae
Product: gastrotropin-like
Exons: 4
Coding region: 13-390 (125 amino acids)
Biological process (GO): fatty acid transport
Cellular component (GO): nucleus; cytosol
Molecular function (GO): fatty acid binding
Source: RefSeq, a predicted model, not a curated record